CCCUUAGAUCUCGGUGAUCACCCCGGCUACCCGUGACAAGCCAGAUCCUUGCUAUAAAAACUUGCAUACUACUACCAUGCCUCGUCUACAGCGCCCUUAUGUCCUAUUCAGCACAGAAUUACCUUCCCCCGCCCCCCCAGUACUACCCGCCACACUCGCCACCACUCAAUGAUAGCCAGGCUCAGCGUAAACGACCGAAAUACACCCGUAGCAAGACGGGCUGCAUGACAUGUCGCGUGAAAAAGAUCAAGUGUGACGAAACCAAACCAAACUGCAUGCGCUGCACACAUGGGCAACGUGAUUGCACAUGGCCUGACGGCGUGCCUCCACGGAAGAAACAGCCGGGGAGAAAGGACUCGUUUGACGGGAGACCCUCGACAGCGAGCUCCUCUGUUUCCGAAGAUUCUGCAACACCGCCGACAAGGGACCCGACGCCUCCGCGGCGCACGGUGAUAGACGUCGGGUUACCUCCCCUCGCUUCACGACGCCACAACGAUCCAUACCUCCAGCUACCCCCGGUUAUGUCCCCAGAGUCUCGACAGUGCGUCAGGUCUGGGUACGCACCAGAGAUGGGGAUGACACAGGAUAUGAGUUGUUACCCGCGGUAUGAGCAGCCACAGCAGCCACAGCAGCAGCAGCAGCAGCAGCAGCAGCAGCAGCAAGAUGCCUAUUCGCCGAUGCAAUACCGGCCUGUUGCUAGCCAUGCUCGUCAGGUGCCUGUUGCCCAGUGGAGUAGUACCUCCACAAGCCUGAUGCCUCCACUUGAAUCAUAUGUGCGUACAGCUUGCUGCCUUUUUUCUCUCUUUGCAUUUUGACAUGUCGUUAGUAUCAUUCAGCGCACGAGAGACCCAUGGUAGGUGGACACGAUCACCAUCAUCGAUACCA
Guyanagaster necrorhizus is the source of this 885-nucleotide messenger RNA. RefSeq lists its product as uncharacterized. The record is from RefSeq and is a predicted model, not a curated record. The transcript has 6 exons. Gene Ontology annotation, molecular function: zinc ion binding; DNA-binding transcription factor activity, RNA polymerase II-specific. Lineage: Eukaryota; Fungi; Basidiomycota; Agaricomycetes; Agaricales; Physalacriaceae. The coding region runs from base 99 to 815 and encodes 238 amino acids. Gene Ontology annotation, biological process: regulation of DNA-templated transcription.